AUGACACCAGGCUUUUCUGAUGACCUACAGGAUAUAAAUGACGCUCGCAAGACAGCUGUCAUUGACACGGAACUGAGCAGAUUGCAGAUGGACAUCGUUGCCCUCCAGGAAACCAGGCUAUCAGGAUCAGGAUCUGUCCGGGAAAAAGACUUCUCAUUUUUCUGGCAGGGGAAACCCCCAGAAGAGAUCAGAGAACAUGGUGUGGGCUUUGCAGUGAAGAACACCCUGCUUGGAACUAUAACCCCACCAACAGAUGGAACUGAAAGAAUCCUGUCACUCCAACUCAACACCUCGGUUGGUCCAGCAACCUUGAUCAGCGCUUACGCACCAACUCUCACUUCUUCCACAGAAGCCAAGGACAGAUUCUACGAUGACCUUAGCUUCACCAUCAGCAGGGUCCCAGAAAAAGAGCCACUGUUCAUCCUUGGCGACUUCAACGCCAGAGUUGGGGCUGACUACACCUCAUGGCCCACCUGUCUGGGUCACUUCGGCACUGGGAAAAUGAAUGAAAAUGGUCAACGCCUGCUGGAACGCUCAAAUCUACCAAGCAUCAAGCUCACCCGCAGUUAUCAGAGUGCUGAUUGCGACACUGACCACUCCUUGGUCUGCAGCAAAGUGAAGCUACAAGCAAGGCUGCAUCGCACAAAAAAGGAUGGCAGGCCCCGCAUAGACACCAGCAAGUCGCAAAAUAAGGAGAGAGUGGAUGAUUUUGCACGUAUUCUUGAAGAAUCUCUUCCAGGUCCCUCCAGCGAAACAGCCUGCGAUAGAUGGGAACACUUCAGAGAUGUUGUUUACAACGCUGCCAUUUCCACCUUUGGCAAGAAAACGAGCAAGUCUGCAGACUGGUUCGAGGUUCACUCCGAGGAAAUAAUGCCAGUCAUUGAAGAGAAGAGAAACCCCCUUGCAGCAUACAAGGCCAACCCCAGUGAACGAAACCUGCAAGUCCUUCGGUCAGCCCGCAGCAAAGUUCAACAGUGUGCUAGGCGAUGUGCCAAUGACUACUGGCUCCAGCUCAGUUCGCAGAUACAGACCGCGGCUGACACAGGCAACAUGAAGGAGAUGUAUGAUGGCAUAAAACAGGCCCUGGGCCCAACAAAAAAGAAAACUGCACCCUUGAAAUCCACCACAGGAGAGGUAAUUCAGGACAGAUCAAAACAGAUGGACAGAUGGGUAGAACACUACUCCGAACUGUAUAGCAGAGAGAACACCGUUACGGAAGAUGCCCUGAACGCCAUCGAAUGCCUACCAGUGUUGGAGGAGCUAGACAGAGAACCAACCCUUGCAGAACUCAACGAGGCUCUAGACUCCCUUGCCCAUGGCAAGGCUCCAGGAAAAGACGGCAUCAGCGCUGAAGUCCUGAAAUGCUGCAAGGGGACCAUCAUCACCGAGCUGCAUGAAAUCCUCUGUCUCUGCUGGAAAGAAGGUGAAGUGCCUCAGGACAUGCGUGACGCCAACAUCGUUACCCUGUACAAAAACAAGGGCGACAGGAGUGACUGCAAUAACUAUCGAGGCAUUUCUCUCCUUAGCAUCGUCGGGAAGCUAUUUGCUCGAGUUGCACUGAGGAGGCUCCAAGUGCUUGCAGAGGGAGUCUACCCAGAAUCGCAGUGCGGAUUCCGAGCCAACAGAUCCACCAUUGACAUGGUGUUCUCCCUCAGGCAACUUCAGGAAAAAUGCAGGGAACAGCGGCAACCACUCUUUAUUGCCUUCAUAGAUCUCACGAAGGCCUUUGACUUGGUCAGCAGAGAUGGCCUGUUCAAGAUCCUGCCAAAGAUCGGUUGCCCACCAAGGCUCCUCAGCAUCAUCAGAUCAUUCCAUGAUGACAUGAAGGGGACAGUGGUCUUCGACGGCUCAACAUCGGACGCUUUCAUCAUCAGAAGCGGAGUGAAACAGGGCUGUGUACUUGCUCCAACCCUGUUCGGGAUCUUCUUUGCAGUCAUGUUAAAACACGCCUUUGGACCCACAACGGAAGGCAUUUACCUCCGGACCAGAUCGGAUGGAAAGCUCUUCAACCUCUCCAGACUCAGAGCAAAAUCCAAGGUUCAGCGAAAAUGUGUGCGCGACUUCCUCUUCGCAGAUGAUGCAGCAGUUACAGCCCACUCAGCUGAAGGCCUCCAGCAACUCAUGAUUCGUUUCAAUGAAGCUUGCGAUGAUUUCGGACUCACCAUCAGUCUGAAGAAGACACAGGUCAUGGGUCAAGACGUGGAUCAGCCACCCGACAUCAGAAUCGCUGAUCACCGGCUUGAUGUUGUCCAUGAUUUUGUGUACCUGGGUUCCACCAUCUCAGACUCUCUCUCUCGAUGCGGAGCUGAACAGACGGAUCGGUAA
Eriocheir sinensis (Chinese mitten crab) is the source of this 2325-nucleotide messenger RNA. RefSeq lists its product as uncharacterized. Gene Ontology annotation, molecular function: catalytic activity. Lineage: Eukaryota; Metazoa; Arthropoda; Malacostraca; Decapoda; Varunidae. Bases 1 to 2325 code for a protein of 774 amino acids. The transcript is spliced from 2 exons. The record is from RefSeq and is a predicted model, not a curated record.